Gigantopelta aegis is the source of this 2149-nucleotide messenger RNA. RefSeq names its product calmodulin-like. Gene Ontology annotation, cellular component: myosin II complex. The record is from RefSeq and is a predicted model, not a curated record. Gene Ontology annotation, molecular function: calcium ion binding. The coding region runs from base 383 to 937 and encodes 184 amino acids. NCBI's taxonomy places the organism in Eukaryota, Metazoa, Mollusca, Gastropoda, Neomphalida, Peltospiridae. The transcript has 5 exons.
GACGUUAAACAGUGCAAAACGCGAAUUCUAUUUGGUGAUAAAACAGACUUUGAACAGUAUAAAACGCGAAUUACAGUUGAUGAUAAAAACAAACGUUGAUAGGAGAGUACAAAAGCAGAAUUAUAUUUAAUGAUGAAACCACACAUUGAUGGGAGAGUAUAAAACGCGAAUUCUGUUUGGUGAUGAAAGUAAAUGUUGAUGGGAGAGUAUAUAACACGAAUUCUAUUAGGUGAUGAAAACAGACGUUGUAGGGAGAGUAUAAAACGCGAUUUUUAUUUGGUGAUAAAAACACACGUUCGUGGGAGAGUACAAAACGCAAAUAUAAUUUGGUGAUGAAAACAGACAUUGAUGGGAGAGUAUAAAGCGCGAAUUCUAUUUGGGGAUGAAACGAAUCCGUCUCUUGUGGAAUAGCGCCGGCAGCUCCAGUCGGGAAAGCGAGUCAGAUUUUGAAGAGGUUCAAGAAACUGAAAAGGAAAUUGAGCUGACAGACGAACAAAAAUCAGAACUUAGGGAGGCGUUUUGUCUGUUCGAAAAAGCCGGCAAGGGUCGGAUUCACGUACGCGACCUGGGGGGAUUACUGCGAUCACUCGGGAUGAACCCAUCAGAGAGAGAUCUAGAGGAGGCAAGACAUGAACUCGAGGUUUCCAAAGGUCGAGGGACUAUUUCUCUGCCGGACGUGGAGCGAUACAUCGCACGUCGUGGCUGCACGUUCAUUGGAUACGACGAGGAGGACGACAUCCAUGCCGCCUUCCAGGUACUCGACCGCAACGGAAACGGCCGAAUUGAUAUUGACGAGUUCCGCCGAUUCAUGACGACAAUGGGCGAGCGAAUGUCUGCAGACGAAGUGGAAGAUCUGAUAAAGUGCGCCAAGAAAGAGGGCCAGUGUUUUAUAGAGUAUAAAGAUGUAGUCCGAGCUAUACACAGUCUAGGAACCUGACCUCCCUCAACUUUUGUGACGUCACAAUGAGCAGAGAACAUUGUUUACCGGUACCAUACCACGUGAUGAGAUGUGGUGUUCGACGUUUUGAGCACUGACGAAAUGUCACUUAGAGAUGGACGUGUUCACGAACUGCAUGGCACAAACACUGACUCGAAAUCGCAGACUUGGAUAGGCCAUUCAAGUGAACGGCAUGGCGUUGUUUAGAAUAUUAAUGUGUCUGAGAAAUCAUUAUAUAUUAUUUUGUUUCCCUUCAAACUGAAUGUUGUUACGGUUUUUACCUUCAUGUCCUCUUAUUUAAUUAUAAAUAACAGUGCAUUUACAGUUUUAAAAUGUGUGAGUUUACAUGGAAGUAACGUAAGCUAAGCUAGGUUAAAAUGAUUAAUAUAAGAGAUACAAAUGUUUUUGUACCAUUGCCAUAAAACUGAUAAGCACCUGGUACCAACGGCAAAACGCACAUACCUAACACAUAUACCAGUUCUACAUCCAGACCUUUAGCAUUUGAUAUGCGUGAGCGAUUAUUAGUUAUGCAAUUGUUAUUUCCACGAAGGAGGGGUUGGGGUGCGAAUUCAUACCAUUUCUGCAAUGCGUUUUUCAGUGCACGUUUGUGUGGAUAAUUUCUGACCAUUUUACUUUAAAUCCACUUACAAAAGAGAGGGGCUAUAUUCGACUGUUUGUGUUCCGAGACCAGUUCAGGACGUUUCGGCGGCUGAGCAUAAUUAACUAAAUAAAGCUAUUGCUAAGUGCGUGCAUGUGUUAACGUAAACCGUAUGAAGAUGUUUUAUAGUGUAGGUUUGUUAUUGAUAUCAUUAAGCUUUUCUCUAAAGCCAAUCACACAACAGGAGCUGAAUUCACAAAACAUCGCGCGUGUAAGUUAUCUGUCAGACGUGGAUAAAUACUCGUGUAUUCGAUAUAUAUAUAUAUAUAUAUAUAUAUAUAUGACAUUUUCAGUGCAAUCAAAGUAUGUGAUAUUUUUCAGAUCACAUACCUUAAGAAUUUGAUAACUUUGCAAAUUAGAUGUAAAUUAGUCGAGGUCCCGGCACUAGGUUUAUUGACAUUUAAGCAAACGGACUUGGGUGACACUUCAUGAUUGACAUAUGCAUUCAUAGUCAUCAAAUAAAGCUUUCAGAAAAUUUAAAAAAAAAAAAAUGUUAGGCAUAACUUUAUUUUGAUGUAAGUACAUCCAAAAUGACGUCAUUCGAGUUUGGCGUC